Symbiodinium natans is the source of this 1011-nucleotide messenger RNA. The record is from the annotation of a GenBank genome assembly. Lineage: Eukaryota; Dinophyceae; Suessiales; Symbiodiniaceae.
AUGGGCCAGCUGCCGAGACUCGUGCUUUUGCCCCAGCUUGUGAUGAUCUCCACAGCCCAACCUCCGUGGCUGGAGCAGCUUGUGAUGUGCAACCUGCACUGGCCUUUGCGGCACGUGCAGGUUGUCGACUCAAAACUCAUGGUCCAGAACGCGAAGGAGCCUCCUCGACCUGUCGUUCCGAGUCGGUUCGGCGCAUCCAUUACUUUCAGCAUCUUGGAUACAAGCUCCUUGUGCGGCUACAUGGCUGGCCAAGGGUAUUUCUCACAAGAUGUGGGUCGGGAAGUGUUACGAAUCGAGACGAUUCGGCCCUUUCCGCGCAAGAUGAUGUUCAAGGCUACGAACCUCACAAUGCUAAGCAUUGGACGUGAAGGGAGCAGCAGCUUCAACCAGAGUCUCUGCGCUGAUGGCAAUCGCCCUGUCGAGCUGAACAUCACCACGAGUCAAAAGAAGGUUGAAGGGAUCGAGACCAAGUACAUAAGUUAUCGGUUUAUGGGCAUCGAGCAGGUGGACACCAUGCCUGACAAGCUGGCCUGUGAUGUUUUUUGCAAGAGCUCUAAGUCGGUAGCCCUGGAUGCUUACGUCUUCCAUCCGAGCAGCCCAGCAAGCUACAGCAUCGAGGACCAAGAUGUCAGUGAUUUGCUGGGCGAUGCACUGUACAUCUGCAUGGACGGCUUGCAGAACCAUUCCUCUUUCACUGAUCACGACUAUUCUCUGGUCUCUCGGUACUCACUCCGAAUCUCCUCUGCGUUCGGACAGUACGCGCUGUGUAAUGGCUACCCUGACACGACUCCACCAGAGCCAGUCUGCAGAGGAGGAGAUGUGCGGGAGAGAGGUUGCACGUGGUCAAUUCUCAAGCGCCUCAAGACCAUCAGCAAAGCAUGCUUGUUGCACGACCACGGCUUCCUCUCGCACUGCAGCGCAGAUCUUGCGCAAGGACGGGAGGUUGUCCGGAUGUCGGAGGACCGAACCAACUGUGAUGUGGGUGAAUCUCAGGGCAAGAGCAUCGGCUAG